GGGUUUAAAGGUAGAAGAGUGUGGUGUGAGUGAGAGCUGGGUAGCGAGGAGUGUUGAGUGCAGCCCAAUCGGAGUGAAACAAGACCUGAAUCCAAUCCGUUUCCCAUUCUGAUCCAUCGCAAUCGCAUCGCCUUUUUCUCCAUUCUCUCUGCCUCGCCGGUGCCGGAUUCUCAGCUCGCACUUUCCUUGCUUUGCUUUGUUUAGGGUUUCAUCCCUUUUUUGCUUUUCAGUUUUCGCACCUUCUCAGAUUGCAGCUGUUUUGUGAGACUUGGCAUUACACAUUCACACAGUGCUGGCAACAUGGCUAAUUUAACUCUAACUGGCAUACUAGAGAAGAUGACUGGAAAGGAUAAGGACUAUAGAUAUAUGGCCACGUCUGAUUUGCUUAAUGAGUUGCAGAAAUCAUCAUUUAAGGCUGAUACUGAUCUAGAGAUGAAGUUGACAAAUAUCAUCAUACAACAGCUUGAUGAUGCAGCUGGUGAUGUUUCUGGGCUGGCUGUCAAAUGUCUUGCUCCAUUAGUGAGGAAGGUGAGUGAGGCAAGGGUUGUGGAAAUGACCGAAAAACUCUGUGAUAAAUUGCUAAAUGGGAAGGAUCAGCAUCGUGAUAUUGCCAGCAUAGCUUUGAAAACAAUUGUUGCUGAAGUUUCUACUCAGUCUCUUGCCCAGUCUAUUCUUCAUUCUCUCUCACCACAACUGAUAAAAGGAAUUACUGGCUCAAUGGGCACAGAGAUUAAAUGUGAAUGCUUGGAUAUUUUAUGUGAUGUCCUUCAUAAAUUUGGGAAUCUAAUGGCAUCUGAUCAUGAGCUGUUAUUAAGUUCCCUGCUUUCUCAGUUGGGUUCCAAUCAAGCUAGUGUUCGCAAGAAGACUGUGGCAUGCAUUGCAUCUCUUUCUUCAAGCUUGUCAGAUGAUUUACUGGCGAAAGCAACAAUUGAAGUUGUUACUAACUUGAAAAGUAAAGUUGCUAAGUCUGAAAUGACCCGCACAAAUAUACAGAUGAUUGGUGCUUUGAGUCGUGCUGUUGGCUACCGUUUUGGGUCCCAUCUUGGAGACACGGUUCCAGUUCUUAUUGAUUACUGUACUAAUGCAUCAGAAAAUGACGAAGAGCUUCGUGAGUAUAGCUUGCAGGCAUUAGAAAGCUUUCUCUUAAGGUGCCCAAGGGAUAUUUCCUUGUAUUGUGAUGAAAUUCUACAUUUGACGCUAGAAUAUCUAAGCUAUGAUCCAAACUUCACUGACAAUAUGGAGGAGGAUACUGACGAUGAAGGUCAUGAAGAGGAGGAGGAUGAUGAGAGUGCAAAUGAAUAUACAGAUGAUGAAGAUGUCAGCUGGAAAGUUCGAAGAGCAGCAGCCAAAUGCCUAGCAGCAUUGAUUGUUUCUCGCCCUGAAAUGCUUUCAAGGCUAUAUGAUGAGGCUUGUCCCAAAUUGAUCGACAGAUUUAAAGAGAGAGAAGAAAAUGUCAAGAUGGAUGUAUUUAAUACUUUCAUUGAGCUCUUGCGUCAAACUGGCAAUGUAACUAAAGGGCAGAUUGAUGCAAAUGAAACGAGUCCUAGAUGGUUGUUGAAGCAAGAAGUUUCAAAGAUUGUCAAAUCUAUAAAUAGGCAGUUGCGUGAGAAAUCUAUCAAGACAAAGGUUGGUGCGUUUUCUGUUCUGAAAGAACUGGUGGUUGUCUUGCCAGACUGUCUUGCAGACCACAUUGGGUCACUCAUUCCAGGAAUCGAAAAAGCAUUAAAUGACAAAUCAUCUACAUCAAAUUUGAAGAUUGAAGCUCUCGUAUUUACAAGAUUGGUAUUAUCUUCACACUCUCCUGAUGUUUUCCACCCAUAUAUUAAGGCUCUUUCUGCUCCUGUUCUAUCAGCUGUUGGUGAGCGAUAUUAUAAGGUCACUGCUGAGGCCUUGAGGGUAUGCGGAGAACUCGUACGCGUUGUCCGCCCUAGCAUUGAGGGAUCUGGAUUUGAUUUCAGACCAUACGUCCAUCCCAUUUAUAAUGGCAUUAUGUCGCGCUUAAUAAACCAAGAUCAAGAUCAGGAGGUUAAGGAGUGUGCUAUCUCCUGCAUUGGCCUCAUUGUGUCAACAUUUGGUGAUCAUCUAAAUGAAGAACUACCAGCAUGCCUUCCUGUACUUGUUGAUCGAAUGGGAAAUGAGAUAACUCGUCUCACAGCAGUCAAGGCAUUUGCUGUCAUUGCUGCUUCUCCACUUCGGGUGGAUCUGUCAUGUGUUCUGGAGCAUGUAAUAGCAGAGUUGACUGCAUUUCUACGGAAAGCUAAUCGAGCACUAAGGCAGGCAACCUUAGGAACCUUAAAUUCACUUAUAGUUGCAUAUGGUGAUAAGAUUGGUUCUUCUGCGUAUGAAGUUAUUAUUGUAGAACUCUCGGGACUAAUUAGUGAUUCUGAUUUACAUAUGACAGCUCUUGCCCUUGAACUCUGCUGCACGUUAAUGAGUGACAAGAGGUCCAGUCCUAGUGUUGGUCUGGCUGUCAGAAACAAAGUUCUUCCUCAAGCUCUGACAUUAAUUAAAAGCUCCUUGCUGCAGGGGCAAGCCCUUUUGGCUUUACAGAAUUUUUUUGCUGCUUUAGUCUAUUCUGCAAACACUAGCUUUGAUUCUCUGCUGGAGUCACUACUUGCCAGCGCCAAGCCUUCACCACAGUCAGGUGGCAUUGCCAAACAAGCGUUGCAUUCAAUAGCCCAAUGUGUGGCUGUUCUGUGCCUUGCUGCUGGGGAUCAGAAGUGUUCGUCCACAGUGAAAAUGCUGACAGACAUUCUCAAGGAUGACAGCAGUUCUAACUCUGCUAAGCAGCACCUUGCCCUUCUAUGUUUGGGAGAGAUUGGUAGGAGGAAGGAUCUUAGUGCACAUGCCCAUAUAGAAAAUAUUGUCAUUGAAUCCUUCCAAUCACCUUUUGAAGAGAUAAAGUCUGCUGCCUCUUAUGCUCUUGGUAAUAUCGCUGUUGGCAACCUUCCAAAAUACUUGCCGUUUAUCUUGGAUCAGAUCGAUAAUCAGCAGAAGAAACAGUAUCUCUUGCUUCAUUCUUUGAAGGAGGUAAUUGUGAGACAAUCUGUUGAUAAAGCAGAGUUUCAAGAGUCGAGUGUUGAGAAAAUACUUAAUUUACUCUUCAACCACUGUGAAAGUGAGGAAGAAGGGGUGCGCAAUGUGGUGGCCGAGUGUUUGGGAAAAAUUGCACUUAUUGAACCUGCAAAACUUGUUCCUGCACUCAAG
This is a messenger RNA of Arachis ipaensis, 3207 nucleotides long. The record is from RefSeq and is a predicted model, not a curated record. Lineage: Eukaryota; Viridiplantae; Streptophyta; Magnoliopsida; Fabales; Fabaceae.